Messenger RNA from Aspergillus melleus, 5499 nucleotides. RefSeq names its product ADAM family of metalloprotease ADM-B (gene admB). The record is from RefSeq and is a predicted model, not a curated record. Gene Ontology annotation, biological process: proteolysis. The transcript has 2 exons. NCBI's taxonomy places the organism in Eukaryota, Fungi, Ascomycota, Eurotiomycetes, Eurotiales, Aspergillaceae. Gene Ontology annotation, molecular function: metalloendopeptidase activity. Bases 1062 to 3461 code for a protein of 799 amino acids.
CUUCCAAGUAGGGCUGACAUGCCGAGAGUCACGGGGGUUGGCGCCAAGACCCGGUCCCUUCUUUCCUUCUCGUUCUCAGUCGUGGAAUCUCGUCUUCAUUUCCCUCCAUCCACUCGCUUCCGUCGACAUCAAAUCCUCCAACCCCCUCCAAUACUUCGUCGUGAGUCUUUCCCCUCUUUUCUGCGCCCGUCAUUGCGGUCAUUGUGCAGGAGACAACACCUUGCCCAGCACCCACGCGCCGUGGUCGACGAUCGCCGUCCGACCCCGUUACAUCGUUGUCGCGGACAACCGAUAGAAAUCGCAGACUCGCCGACGCUAUUGGUUACUAACGCCUUAUUAACUCCAGGGUCCAUAGUGUUAUUCUCGACUCCGGACACCGAACUCACUUCCAUGCAAUCGGCGUGAGACAUUAGUCGCUCGACCUUUCGUCUGUUUUCUUGUCCUUCUCCACCCUUUCCAUCCGCUCUGUUCCGCCUUCUCCUUUCUCAUCUUUUCCUUAACUUUUACCCUUACUCCCUUCCAUCCAUCAAUUCACUGUCCGGCGGGGUUGCAAUCCACUCUUUGAAGCCCAUCUUUCACGUUCGUUCGCCUCUCAAGUCGAUCUCGCCUCGCACUCCCUCCGGCUUCCCGCCAAGCCUGCUGCGCCUCGCGGCCAAGCAUAUCUCCGUCGCUUUCGGUGGCUUGCUUGACUUGACCGACUUCUCUCAUAUACCAGGAAGGGCCGAUCAAAAGAAACUUAUUGACAUUUAUUGCAUCUAUUGCUUGCAUAGUGCAUGUCAAUCCACGCGUUCGGGAGCCACGGAGGUAUGACCGGUUUCUAAAGACCUCGACUAAAGCGCCGAACGGAGAUCUCGAUUUGUUCGUCUGCACAGGGAGAACCGCUGUUCUUUUUGGCUGUUGCCUGAUGCUACUCGUCGGUCGUUCGGUUCUCCAAACUUAACUUUAUUCUUCAUAUUUCAUAUUCUUUUUAUCCUGUCUAGUUAUACCCAUACUUUCUUUUUCGUUUUCGAUCGAACAACCUCUCUUCGUCUUCCUGGCCGUCAGUCCAGUUCCUCGCGGCCAUGAGGCUUUUCAAGCAUUCGUUGCGCCUUGUGGCAACGACACUUGCACUCCUCACGGCGGGCACUGAUGCCCGGUCGCAAGAGCCCAAUGCUAUCCAACGUGUUUCAACCCUCGAUCAUACAACGAUAAACACGCCCUCUCAUCAAAUAGACCAUCUUUCUCAUUUUGAUAUAACGUUCAACCUUCGCGACAAGAACCAGAGAAUUAAAUUAGAACUAGAACCGAACCAUGACAUUCUCGCCGAAGACGCUUAUGUACAAUACCUAGACGCCGAAGGUAAAGUUCGGAGAGAGGAGGCUAUCCCACGACACGAACACAAGGUCUUCAAAGGAAGAUCCCUGAAGGGGCGAGGGAAGGGCCAGUGGGACCCGGUAGGCUCGGCCAGAAUCUACAUCAAGAAUGACGGACCCCAGCCACUGUUCGAAGGUGUAUUCAGUAUCAACGGCGACAAUCAUCACGUGGAAUUGAAAUCGACUUACUUGGAAAAGAAGCGCUCCCAGGACGUCGACAUUCCCGACCGCAAAGGCGAUUACAUGGUCUUCUACCGUGAUUCUGAUAUGAUUCGACAAAUCCAUACCGAUCUCAAGCGUUCGCUGCCCAUCGAUUCGUCGUGCUCAGCAGACAAGUUAGGCUUCAAUGCCGAUCCCAACCACCCAGUUCUUCAACCUUUAGAGCAGGAGAGCAUGGGUAGCUGGGGGGCAAUGUCCCUGAACUCUUUGUUUGGACUGAGCAAGCGGCAGUCUGAUAUUGGCGGCUCUUCGGGAAAUGCUGGCGGAGUGAAUUUGAAGUCCACUAUUGGUAGCACCUCAGGCUGUCCCAAUACCAAGCAGGUUGCGCUCAUCGGAAUCGCCACCGACUGCGAAUUUACCGGUUCGUUCAAAGACGAAGAAGCGGCCAAACAGUGGGUGAUCAAUACCGUCAACAGUGCAUCCAACGUCUAUGAGAAAUCGUUCAACAUCUCCAUCGGUCUGCGAAACCUGACUGUAACAGACAAAGAAUGCCCUGAAAACCCGCCAUCCUCAACAGAAUGGAACAUGCCCUGUUCUAAGGGGAAUAUUACCUCACGCCUGGACCUUUUCUCCAAGUGGCGUGGACAGCAAAAAGAUGAUAACGCCUACUGGACUUUGAUGAGUGACUGUCCUACGGGCCCCGAAGUCGGAUUGGCAUGGCUGGGUCAGCUGUGCAAUAACGAGGUCUCUAGCGAUGGUUCCAACGCUGUCAGCGGCACCAAUGUCGUCGUUCGCUCCUCGGGGGGUGGAUGGCAAAUCUUUGCUCACGAGUCGGGCCAUACGUUUGGGGCGGUUCACGAUUGUGACUCUCAGACUUGUUCACAGAACCUCGCGGCAUCUUCCCAAUGCUGCCCGCAUACUUCGAACGAGUGUGAUGCUAAGUCACAAUACAUCAUGAACCCCAGCACGGGCCAGGAUAUCACCAAGUUCUCGCCGUGCACAAUCGGCAACAUCUGCUCCGCCCUCGGUCGCAACAGCGUCAAGUCUACCUGCCUUUCCGAUAACCGCGGAGUUACCACCUACACGGGUGGCCAGUGCGGCAAUGGCAUCGUGGAGUCCGGUGAAGACUGCGAUUGUGGCGGGGAGGAGUCUUGCGGCGACAACAAAUGCUGUGAUGCCAAAACCUGCAAGUUUAAGGAUAAUGCGCAGUGUGACGAUGCCAACGAUAGUUGCUGUUCGGACUGUAAAUAUGCCAAGGCCGACACUGUCUGUCGAGCUAGCCGCGGUGAAUGUGAUGUGGAGGAGAAGUGUACAGGAAACUCGAGUACCUGUCCUUCCGAUCAUUUCAAGGAUGAUGGUACGAAGUGCGGUAACUCCUCGUCUGGCUUGACCUGCGCCAGCGGCCAGUGUACCAGUCGGGAUUACCAAUGCCGGAGCGUUAUGGGCAGUCUGCUUCACAGCAAUGACACCAAUGCAUGCAGCCAAUUCAACGACAAAUGCGAGAUCAUCUGCUCCUCACCCGGCUUUGGUCAAUGCGCGAGUGUCAACCAGAACUUCUUGGACGGGACUCCUUGCGGCAGUGGCGGUCACUGUGACAAUGGAAGCUGCAAGGGUUCUAGCGUCAAGAACUGGAUCGAUGACCACAAAAAUGUCGUUAUUGGCAUUGCUUGCGGUGUGGGAGGGUUCAUUGUUCUUGCUAUCCUGUUCUGCCUCAUCAACCGGUGUCGCCGGUCUCGACCGACCGCAAAGCCGGUGCCACCGCGGCCUCCCUACGGCUGGACAGCCCCGAUGCCACCACCACCGCGCCCUCCCAUGGGCCAGUGGCCCAACGUACCGACGCGAGGAUACCAGGGACUAGCCACAGAGCCUCCUCCCCCUCCUUAUCCCGGCCCAUCGUACAACAACCCCGGGGGCGCAGGGUACAUGCCGCCUCCGGCGCGAUACGCAUGAGCGUGCCGCACUCGAUGUUCUUUCCAUUCUACCAUCUUGCUUUUUGAUUUAAGAUGCAUAUAUCUAUGCGAUGAGUGUCUGUUUGCAUGACGAAUCUGUAAACACUUAUUGCAUCCUGACGAUCCUUUUAAUUGGCACCGGCGCAGACAUAGAUCUUUUAUUCUUGUUAUUUCUUGCUUAUAUUGGAAGAUAUCAUAUCUCUUUUCAUCUGGCUAAUACUAUUCAUUUUCUCUUACAUUUAUAUGUCUGUUAUUCUUCCCGUAUCUGUACUGCUUGCUUUCGGAUUGCUCCUUCGUGUGUGUUCCUACUGGAUAUGUCGUGUCAACCCUGUUAUCUGUACAAUCAUGAUUAUCUAUGGAUGACCCUCGGCAUCCAUGAUCAUAUAACCAGCCAGUGUUUUGAAUGCAUGAGGUGAUGAUCUUCGUUUGGAAUUGUAGGGAAUAAAAACAAAGUCCAGAGAAAUAGAAGAAAUAAACAGCUAGGCGCCCACCCAAUGCCCAAACAAAAGCAGCCAACAAUAAACUAAACACUUCACCUAGAAUGGCGAAUGCAAAAACCAAAUAUCGGAAAACCAAAAAGAAAAAGACCAAAAUGAGAAAAACAGUGAGAUCCCCUGGUGUCCAAUGCACCAGUUAUCUCGUGGACAUUGCGUCCUCCGUCCUUUUUUGCUCUGCUCUCUCUCCCCUUGACCGGAUCACUGAACCAACCCACUAUUUUUGAUAGAUAGAGUAUGUAUGUAUGUGUAUGCCCGGACCGAUGACCGUUGAUCGUUCAGCGUUGAUAAAUAAGAAAGAAGACCGUGCCAAAACACCCUAAUGUCAAAAAAACAAAAGCAAAAGAGGAAAUAAAAGUUGUACAAAACACCAAGUAUCACUGCCAGCAGAUACUCACAAACGCCUCCCUCGUAACACCGCCCACGCCCUCCAGAUCGAACUCCUCGAUCAUAGCGCGCAGCUCCUCCUCCUCGAGGCCCGUCUCGCCCAACUCGCGCGCCACGCGUCGCAGAUCCUCCAAAUCGAUGUAUCCCUUUCCGCCCUCGUCGAAGAGUUCAAACGCCCGCAGGAUCUCGUCGCGCGGAUCCCGCUCGAGGAUCUUCAGCGCCGUGACGGCCUGGAAGGCAGAGAGCGGCAUGAGCAGGUUGGAUGGGUGUUGGGGGUUCGUGGCCGGCGCGGCGCGCGACUGCUGCUGGUGCUGUGAUUGUUGGGCUGCGGCUUGUUGGACUUGGGGGCGGGGUACGCCGUAGGUCGUUAGGAGGGAGAUUAGUUCUUGUUUGGGGAGCGUGAAGCCGAGGGCGCGGAAGGCGACGCGGAGUUCGUGGUAGUCGAGGUGUUGGUCGCGGUCGAGGUCGAAGAGUGUGAACUAUUUUAUGGGGAGGGGGGGAGGCUGGGUUAGCUAUGUUUGUAUUUGGGGUUCCAUUGAGGUUUGUUUCAGAGGAUUGGUGUAAUAGUUGCGUCUCUUGUAAGGACGGAGAACGGAUGGAAGGAUUUAUGCAUGGACUCGAGGCAACGAGGAAUAGAAUCUCUUACAGCUUCAUUGAUCUCCUCACGCUGCUCCUCCGUUAACCGACUCAGCGGAUUCGAGUCCUGCGAGGGACCGUGAGUCUGCGAAUGCACCGGGGGAGCCGGGGCCUGCUGCGAGGCUUUGGCCGCCUCGGGCCCAAAGUCGCUAGGUCCGGGCCCGCCUAGUCGUUGCCGCGAGAACGACGAAGCACUGAGUGGCAUCGCAUUGGCAUUGACGGAUCGAUCGGGCAAUCUGCCUGCGUUGUAGGAGCGCGUCCCGAACGGUGGCUGAGCGGACGCCAUGGUGGUGGGAAUGAAUCCCCGGGAAGGAAAGGGGGAGGAAAGAGAGCCGGUAUUUGCACUGGGAGACACAGACGAGAAAAGGCAAUGGCGCAGAGGAGAUGAAACGAGGUCUUUUACGUCGAGGGGUGGACGCCGUGGAUGGUGGAUGGAUUGUCUGCGGCGGUUGCGACGACGCGAAUUCGGAGGACGCGAGGCGGUAAGCAGAGCCCGCGUUGCUUGGCGGCGGUGGUUACAGA